Molecule: messenger RNA, 462 nt
Organism: Encephalitozoon intestinalis ATCC 50506
Lineage: Eukaryota; Fungi; Microsporidia; Unikaryonidae
Product: 30S ribosomal protein S13P
Exons: 1
Coding region: 1-462 (153 amino acids)
Biological process (GO): translation
Cellular component (GO): cytosol; small ribosomal subunit; ribosome
Molecular function (GO): structural constituent of ribosome; RNA binding
Source: RefSeq, a predicted model, not a curated record
AUGAACUAUGUCUACGACCCGGCUGACGUCCAGUACAUCGUUCGUAUCCACAACACCAACAUUGACGGGACAAAGAGAAUUGCUUUUGCUCUUACAAAGAUCAGAGGUGUGGGAAUAAGAAUCUCGACAGCCAUAUGCAAGCGCCUUGGGAUUGAUUUGAAGAGGCGUGCCGGAGAAAUGUCUGAGGAGGAGAUGAAGAGGAUUUCAGAUGCAAUUCUCGACCCUGCAAGCCUAGGAAUUCCGGAAUCUUAUCUAAACCAUCAGAAGGAUCCUGUUGACGGGACAACAUCCCAUCUCAUAGGUACAAAACUCGAUGCAGAUCUAAGAAUGAUGAUUGAAAGAGGAAAGAAGAACAAGCGCAUCAGAGCAUGCAGACUCGAUGUUGGCCUCAAGGUCCGUGGACAAAGGACCAAGUCAAAUGGAAGACGUGGGAAGUCCAUGGGUGUUUCAAGAAAGAAAUAA